Messenger RNA from Eptesicus fuscus (big brown bat), 1419 nucleotides. It is a transcript of the gene EIF4E2, whose product is annotated as eukaryotic translation initiation factor 4E family member 2. Gene Ontology annotation, biological process: translational initiation. Gene Ontology annotation, cellular component: cytoplasm; eukaryotic translation initiation factor 4F complex. The record is from RefSeq and is a predicted model, not a curated record. Lineage: Eukaryota; Metazoa; Chordata; Mammalia; Chiroptera; Vespertilionidae. The transcript has 8 exons. Gene Ontology annotation, molecular function: translation initiation factor activity; RNA 7-methylguanosine cap binding. The coding region runs from base 163 to 873 and encodes 236 amino acids.
CCGCGCAGCCGCCCUGGGCUGGCGUCCCGGGAUAUCCGCCCCCCACAGGGCCCGCGAGCCUACGUUCCGCGGCUCCCCGCGCAACCGGAAGUGGCCGGGCCCUAGGCGGAGGGACCCGGCGGAGCGGAAGUCACUCCGUGAGGCAGUGGCGACGGCGAGAGGAUGAACAACAAGUUCGACGCAUUGAAAGAUGAUGACAGUGGUGACCAUGAUCAGAAUGAAGAAAACAGCACACAGAAAGAUGGUGAGAAGGAAAAAAUGGAACGGGACAAAAGUCAGAGCAGCAGCAAGAGGAAGGCUGUUGUCCCGGGACCAGCAGAGCAUCCCCUGCAGUACAACUACACUUUCUGGUACUCCAGGAGAACUCCCGGCCGACCCACCAGCUCACAGAGCUAUGAACAGAAUAUCAAACAGAUUGGCACCUUUGCUUCUGUGGAGCAAUUCUGGAGGUUUUACAGCCACAUGGUACGUCCUGGGGACCUGACAGGCCACAGUGACUUCCAUCUCUUCAAAGAAGGAAUUAAACCCAUGUGGGAGGAUGAUGCAAAUAAAAAUGGUGGCAAGUGGAUUAUUCGGCUGCGGAAGGGCUUGGCAUCGCGUUGCUGGGAGAAUCUCAUCCUGGCCAUGUUGGGGGAACAGUUCAUGGUUGGGGAGGAGAUCUGUGGUGCUGUAGUCUCUGUCCGGUUUCAGGAGGACAUUAUUUCAAUAUGGAAUAAGACUGCCAGCGACCAAGCAACCACAGCCCGAAUCCGGGAUACGCUUCGGCGAGUGCUUAACCUACCUCCCAACACCAUUAUGGAAUACAAAACCCACACCGACAGCAUCAAGGCCUGGGAGGAGUUUCAUGGCCUGGUGAACAGCAGCGGCCGCUGAUCGGACGCUCCCCUCUGUCUCUCAUACUCAGGGGACAAUUCAAGCUUUCGAAAUACAAAAAUCACAUUGUGAACGUACACAAGCUGGCAAUAAUCCUUUUCCUUAAGUAUGUGUGUGUUUGUCCGAAAUGGAUGGGAGGUCUCCAGCUGGUCCUUCCAUCUGCUUACUGAAGGGACGUCCCUUUUGCACUCAUUCCUGGAGGAUGGAUUCUGCUAGACACCCUCCAGCAUCGCUGACUUUAUAAAGUGGAAAGAUGGCAAACGUGACUUUGUAAUAGACACACUUUUUUUUUAAUGGGUUACUGUGGGGGGAAGUCUAGCCUUUCGUUUUGCUGUGUGCUGUCCAGAUGCCUCACAGGCCCUCUGUCAUGCUCCUCUCUACUGUACAAAGGGUGUCGCAACCACGUGUACCAGCCAGAGCUGUCCACUGAGACUUGUCAGUAUUACGAAUGUCUGUGCAUCCAGGAAACACUUUUUGUUGGAGGUCCCGGGAUAGCUGUAAAUGCUCUUCUAGCUUUGCCAUUAAAUUAUUGGGACGUUUUGUUUA